AUGUCUGAAGAUAGUAUGUGUAUGUUAAUUAAUAAUUGUACAAGUCCCAUAGGAGAUAAAACUUCAUCAGCAGCAUUGUAUAAAACAAUUCUUAUCAUAGUUGGUGGUACAAUAUUAUCGGUUUUAACCACUGGUGGUAAUUUACUUGUAUUAAUUUCAUUUCGAGUUAAUAAACAAUUACGAACAGUAACAAACUAUUUUCUAUUAUCGCUGGCUGUCGCUGAUUUUACUAUUGGAUCUUUUUCUAUGCCUAUUUUUUUUACAUUCUUUGAACAAGAUCGUUGGCCAUUUGGUUCAUUUCUAUGUGAUGUAUGGCUAAGUGUUGAUUAUACGAUGUCAAAUGCAUCUGUUGCUAAUCUUUUACUUAUUUGUUUUGAUCGAUACUUAGCGAUAACUCGACCGUUAACUUAUAGAUCUAAACGUACACCAAAACGUGCAACAAUUAUGAUUGGUUGUGCUUGGAUUAUUUCGUGUCUCAUUUGGACACCGUGGAUUUGGGCGUGGCCAUAUAUUGAUAAAAGAGUCCCGCCGGGUGAAUGUCGAUUACCAUUUGCUGCAAAAGCAACAGUCGCAAUACCAACAGCAAUAGCUGCCUUCUAUUUGCCGGUCACGUUAAUGUGUUUGCUUUAUUUUCGUAUCUAUCGUGAAACAGUUAAACGCCGAAAAGAAUUACAUCUGUUACAAGCUCAAAAUCGUGGUCCAAAUUUUCCAACAACAACAUCAAAUGUUAGUUCAAAUGAUCGUUCAGUAAAAAACUUGAGUACUGUAGGAACAACAUACGUCACUGAUCGUGAUGAAAGCAUCUCAACAGAUUCUACACGUUCUCAUGGAAAAGUUUUAUCUGCACAAAAUUCUUCGGCUAAUAAAUUAACAUUAGUGAAAAAACUGCAAAAUACUAAAUUCAACUGCAUUUUUAAUUGUUGUUGUCAUCGGAGGAGUUUUGAUCAAACGAAAUCGGAUGCACAUCAAAAUGAGCUCGAUGAAGAUGAUUUUUCAAGUGAACUUCAUCCUGCAAUUAAUUCUAUGAGUGAUCGAAAUUUAAUCGAUCCUCAAGGCACAAUAAAUCAUGGGAAAAUAUAUCUUAUUAACGGUCGUGCAGCUACUAUUCAUAAUUCAUCCGAAAAAACGAAAACUAUUUUAUGUGGUGAUCCAUGGAUUCGUCGUUGUGAUGAUCCGUCAUCAAUGAAUUCUAUGUGUAGUCAAGCUCAUCAACAGCGACAAAAAUCUAUUCAAUAUGAAACUCGUCUCUAUUGUCAUUCGUUAUCAUCAGCAUCCGACGAUCAUAUAUCUCAACAGCAACGUCAACCAUUGAUCAAUAAUAUUGAUAAAGAUAUUGAAUAUGUUGAAUCUCGAUUGCGUGGCCAAACAACAGUCUCAUUACCACCUCUUCAGCCAACGAAUUGUACAAAUGAUAGUAAUUGGCGACCAAUUCCUAAGCAGAAUUGUGUCGAUCCACUAGUAUCUUCAUCCGAUGAAAAACAACAAUCGGUACAUAUUGCCAAUCAAACAUGUCCAAAUGCUAUGAAUACACAAAAACGAAAUGACGUCAAUACAGCAACUUCAAAAUCAGCCACACAAAAUCUCACAACAUCUGUUUCGACAAGUACACACGGCAGUGUUAAGAAUGUAAAGAAUCGUUUAGAAAAAAUGAAAGAUCAAAAAGCUGCGAAAACUUUGAGUGCUAUUUUAAUUGCUUUUAUUGUUACAUGGCUUCCGUAUAAUACAAAUAUAGUCAUAUCGACAAUAAAGCCAGAUAUAUUUGAACGUGGCUUUCCAAUGUAUUGGGAACGUUUCGGUUAUAUGUUAUGUUAUGUUAAUUCAACGAUUAAUCCCAUGCUUUAUGCUCUAUGCAAUGGAACAUUUCGAAGGACUUUUUCUCGUUUACUACGUUUUCAAUGUCAUCGACGUCAUAAUCCAGCGUAUGUGCAGAAAGCUUAUCGAUUUCAAGUAAAACGAAAUCUCCCCACGACUAAUAAUGAUAAUAAUAUCUAA
Molecule: messenger RNA, 1992 nt
Organism: Rotaria socialis
Lineage: Eukaryota; Metazoa; Rotifera; Eurotatoria; Philodinida; Philodinidae
Source: the annotation of a GenBank genome assembly